GCUAGCAAGCUUGUCAGAAACUUGGGCGUCCUUUGAAAAACUACUGCGAAGAUGGUUGUGAAAGCUGUCUGUGUGUUGAAAGGAGCUGGAGACGCCAGCGGGACGGUUUAUUUUGAGCAGGAGAGUGACUCAGCGGCUGUGAAGCUGACCGGUGAAAUCAAAGGCCUCACUCCUGGACUGCAUGGUUUCCAUGUCCAUGCUUUUGGAGACAAUACAAAUGGGUGCGUCAGUGCAGGCCCUCACUUCAAUCCCCACGGAGCGGAUCAUGCAGGUCCUAAUGAUGAAAAGAGGCAUGUUGGAGACUUGGGGAAUGUGACUGCUAAAGAAGAUAAAAUUGCCACGAUAGACAUCACAGACAAGAUAAUCACCCUCACUGGCCAGCACUCAAUCAUUGGCAGAACCAUGGUGAUCCAUGAGAAGGCCGACGACCUGGGAAAAGGCGGCAACGACGAGAGUCUAAAGACGGGCAAUGCUGGUGCACGUCUGGCGUGUGGUGUCAUUGGCAUCGCCCAGUAAACACCUAGCACUGGAAACUACUCUUACCCACAGCACCUACUGACCAACAUAGCUACUUAAUGUGACAGUUUGUCCUUUUUGUUGACUAGUCAAGAGAGUAGAUGAGCUGUGCAAUACCCUGUUUGUUCCUCAUGACAAUUGUAUGUAUUGUGUGUCAGCUGAUUUGUUUCGGUCCCAUAUAAUUGGUAUCGCACAAGUAAUAAAAAUAUCUAAACAAUUAAAGUUGUCAGUUCAUCAGCA
Anarrhichthys ocellatus (wolf-eel) is the source of this 756-nucleotide messenger RNA. RefSeq names its product superoxide dismutase 1, soluble (gene sod1). Gene Ontology annotation, molecular function: copper ion binding. The record is from RefSeq and is a predicted model, not a curated record. NCBI's taxonomy places the organism in Eukaryota, Metazoa, Chordata, Actinopteri, Perciformes, Anarhichadidae. The transcript is spliced from 5 exons. The coding region runs from base 52 to 516 and encodes 154 amino acids. Gene Ontology annotation, biological process: superoxide metabolic process.